Rotaria sordida is the source of this 395-nucleotide messenger RNA. The record is from the annotation of a GenBank genome assembly. NCBI's taxonomy places the organism in Eukaryota, Metazoa, Rotifera, Eurotatoria, Philodinida, Philodinidae.
AUGGGCACCGGUGAAAUCAAUUAUGGCGAUCUGAUGUUUGGAGAAGAAAAUACAGCGUAUUAUAAAGAAAUGAGUUUCAUCAUAAUUAUUGUUUUAGUUUGUGUAUUUACUAUUUUGAUAACCAAUGUACUUAUAGCUUUGGCUGUUGAUGAUAUUGGUGAAUUAUUGAAGAGGGCAACGGAUACUCGCAUUGAUAAAGUAUAUGAACUUGGAGCUUACUUCGAAAUGUUAAAUUAUCAAGUACGUUGGAUUUUUAAUCGGUGCUGUAAACGUUGUUAUCUGCAUCCUUUGCCUGCGAAACAAGAGGACUUAAUGAAUAAACACAAAGCAUGGAAAAAGAUUAAGAAGCUUUUAUGCGAAUGUUGCAGAAUAGAGGUUGAACAUGAGCAUUGAAU